Messenger RNA from Eruca vesicaria subsp. sativa (arugula), 2997 nucleotides. Lineage: Eukaryota; Viridiplantae; Streptophyta; Magnoliopsida; Brassicales; Brassicaceae. The record is from the annotation of a GenBank genome assembly.
UUAUAUAUAUGCAAAGAAAAUGAAAGAGAACAUUCUAUAAUCACACAUUUCUCUCGUCUUUCUCCAAGCAUAGAAUCUUUUCCUCUCUCUCUCCCUUUUCUUCAUUCUCACUCAGAGAAAAUUCUGCAAUAUAUAUAUCGCCAUGAUCCACACCGACAUCGCAGAGAUCUUAUGCGUCAAACCCAAGACGAAGAAGAAGACAAAGACAAUGGAGGAAGAUGUGAAGACCAAGAAGACGAUCAAGAUAGAAGGAGAAGUGGUUGUAAUGAAAAAGAACCUUCUCGACUUCAAAGACACCAUGGCUUCUCUUCUUGAUCGAAUCCAUGAGCUUCUUGGUCGACGUGUCUCUCUCCACCUCAUCAGCUCUCUCCAACCCGACCCGGCCAAUGAGAAGAGAGGAAGACUUGGAAAAGCAGCACAUCUGGAAAAAUGGGUGACAAAGAUAAAAACGUCAGUAACCGCAGAGGAAACCGCGUUUGGAGUGACGUUUGAUUGGGACGAGUCAAUGGGACCACCGGCUGCGUUUGUGAUCAAGAACCACCACCGUAGCCAAUUCUACCUUAAGUCCCUCACCCUUCGAAAUUUCCCCGGCGGUGAAGGCGGUCCCAUACACUUUGUUUGCAAUUCUUGGAUCUAUCCGAGCCAUAGAUACCGCUCCGGCCGCGUUUUCUUCUCCAACAAGGCUUAUCUUCCAAGCGAAACGCCGGAGCUAGUCAAGGAGCUAAGAGAAGAAGAGCUAAAGAAUCUAAGAGGAAAUGAGAAAGGAGGAGAACUCAAAGAAUGGGACAGAGUCUACGACUACGCUUAUUACAACGACUUAGGUGCUCCGGACAAAGGUCCUGACUCAGCCCGUCCGGUUCUCGGCGGUUCACCUGAGUUCCCUUAUCCUCGCCGUGGUAAGACCGGCCGUAAACCCACCAAAACCGACCCUAAGUCAGAGAGCAGGCUUGCAUUACUAAACCUAAACAUCUACGUGCCGAGGGACGAACGGUUUAGCCACGUGAAGUUCUCUGAUUUUCUCGCGUACGCACUCAAGUCGGUGACUCAAGUGCUCGUCCCUGAAAUAGCCUCUCUUUGUGACAAAACCAUCAACGAGUUUGACUCGUUCGAAGACGUUUUUCACCUCUAUGAUGGUAGUAUUAAGCUCGCUAAUGGUCACACUAUUUCAAAGCUACGUGAUGUUAUCCCAUGGGAGAUGUUUCGUGAGCUCGUGCGCAAUGAUGGAGAACGGUUCUUGAAGUUCCCCUUGCCUGACGUCAUCAAACAAAGUAGAUCAGCUUGGAGAACCGAUGAAGAGUUUGCUAGAGAAAUGCUUGCUGGACUUAAUCCAGUGGUGAUAAGUCGUCUCAAGGAGUUUCCUCCAAAGAGCAAUCUAGACUCAGCAAAGUAUGGACACCAACACAGUUCUAUACGAGAAGAGCACAUAGAACCACACAUGAACGGUAUAAAUGUCCAAGAAGCUUUGGAACAGAACAAGCUAUACAUAUUAGAUCACCAUGACGCAUUGAUGCCAUACUUGACACGGAUAAACUCAACAAACACUAAAACCUAUGCGACCCGAACGCUUCUGUUGCUUCAAGAAGACGGAACACUGAAGCCUGUAGCCAUAGAGCUGAGUCUUCCACACGCACAAGGUGAAUCACACGGAUCAGUGAGCAAAGUUUUCACACCAUCAGAGAAAGGCGUUGAGGGAUCGGUUUGGCAGCUUGCUAAGGCUUACGCCGCGGUUAAUGACUCCGGUUAUCACCAACUUAUAAGCCACUGGUUGCAGACGCAUGCGGUGAUUGAACCGUUCAUAAUCGCGUCGAAUAGGCAACUCAGUGUGGUUCAUCCGAUCUAUAAGCUUCUUCAUCCUCAUUUCCGUGACACGAUGAAUAUCAACGCAUUGGCGCGACAUGUCCUCAUAAACUCUGAUGGAGUUCUGGAGAGGACGGUGUUCCCUAGUCGUUACGCCAUGGAGAUGUCUUCUUCCAUUUAUAAGAGUUGGGUUUUCACUGAUCAGGCUCUUCCCAAAGAUCUUCUCAAACGAGGAGUUGCUGUUGGAGAUCCGAGCAGUGACAAUGGUGUUAAGCUUCUGAUCGAGGAUUACCCAUUCGCAGUGGACGGUUUAGAGAUUUGGUCAGCGAUCAAGACGUGGGUGACAGAUUACUGCUCAUUCUAUUACAAGAACGACAGAACCGUCCAAACCGAUACAGAGAUCCAAUCAUGGUGGACCGAACUUAGAACCGAAGGCCACGGAGAUAUACAACACGAGUCAUGGUGGCCGUCCAUGCAAACCCGCGAGGAACUCAUCGAGACAUGCACCAUCAUCAUCUGGAUCGCCUCUGCUCUUCACGCAGCAGUCAACUUCGGACAAUACCCUUACGCCGGUUUUCUCCCUAACCGGCCUACCGUCAGCCGUCGGUUUAUGCCUGAACCGGGUACUAAAGAGUAUACUGAGUUGGAGGAAAACGAGGACGUGGCGUUCUUGAAGACCAUCACGCCGCAGUUACAGACUCUGCUUGGUAUCUCCAUCAUAGAGAUUUUAUCUAUGCAUUCGACGGAUGAGAUUUACUUAGGUCAGAGAGAUUCACCGAAUUGGACGGCGGAUGAUGAGCCUUUGGAAGCGUUCAAGCGGUUUGGGAAGAGUUUGGAGUUGAUAGAGAACAAUAUUAUAAGGAGGAACAAUGAUAAGAGGUUGAAGAACCGGACCGGACCGGUUAACAUUCCGUACACUCUCUUGUACCCGAACACUACGGAUUAUACAAGAGAAGGUGGACUUACUGGUAAAGGGAUUCCAAAUAGUGUCUCUAUCUAGAGAUAGAUCACUCAUUGUUCAUAUGUCAUACCGUUUACUCGUUGGUUUUUAUUACUUUCCAUCAUUAUGUGAAAUUAUUUGCUUGUUACUUGUCCUAGGUUUUUCUCGAACAAUGUAGAUGUCAAUUUCAGUUUGUUUUGUGUGAUUGUGGUAAUGUGGAAUCCAGGAUUCGUAUAAAUAUAACAAUUUUUUUAAUGUCA